Molecule: messenger RNA, 1680 nt
Organism: Rhipicephalus sanguineus (brown dog tick)
Lineage: Eukaryota; Metazoa; Arthropoda; Arachnida; Ixodida; Ixodidae
Product: venom metalloproteinase antarease-like TtrivMP_A
Exons: 13
Coding region: 64-1542 (492 amino acids)
Biological process (GO): proteolysis
Molecular function (GO): metalloendopeptidase activity
Source: RefSeq, a predicted model, not a curated record
AGGCUCUCACAAUACCUGCAUCACCCUGGUGUCUCGGUACCCGACCAGUGUACCUCUCCUACAAUGACUUUAGAGAGAAAUUACAGCGUGCAGGUCCGUGGGCUAUUACUGCUGUUGGCAGGUGUCGUGGCAGGCUUUCAGGAGAAAAGGCUCGUCUACCCUCGUCUCCUAGAAGAACGAGGCGUUGACGGUGCGAAGGUUGUUCGCAUACACGAUGGAUUGACUCUCAACUUACGAAAAGCGUCAGUCGCAGCGCCGACUCUUGUGGUGCAUGAGCACGAAAAUGGAAAACCCAUUGUUCGUUUCUACAGAGGAGGUGAUAUCGACAGAAACCUUCACGAGGAUGAAAAACAGCUGGCCACACUAAUGGUUAGCAUAACCAACAACGGCCUUGAACUGGAAGGUGUUGUGGGACCACGGCACACGAUUUCACCUGCGCCGGAGAUGGAGAGGUCAGAGGAAGGUCACGUUGCUCACGUGAUACACGAAAUAGACGAGAAGCAAAACGACAUGUUCGACGCCCUGAUUGCUAACAGAACGGAUAAAGCCGCACUGCUCGCAGAGAGACAAUACAACUAUUACCAAACGGUUCCAGCAGAAGUCACUGUAGAGGUGUUUGUAAUCUCAGAUAAGAUUCAUCAGCAGCGUUUCGUUCAGACGCAACACCUGCUUGGCUACAUGUGCGUCAUGAUUAACAGCGCCAACUUACGCCUCCAAGACACGAGUGCUCCAAGGAUAAAACUCCUCCUGAUUGGACUCGAGAGAGUUCUGAGCGCAAAGGACGAGCCAUACCUGAAAGGAGAUGACAAGUACAUGGACGACACAGCGACCAUCACGAGCCUAGUGGAACACGUCAAGACGAGAAAACAUGUAUACGGAUAUCCCGAUGUGGUCUACUUAGCUACGGGACGUGACAUGUAUGCGAUGGAUAGUGGUGUGCCAGAUACUAGGCGUAAAGGACUGGCCUUCGUCGCUGGAGUCUGCACCGAGUUGUUCGUGGCUAUUGGUGAAGACAAUGCUGGCUCCUACGAUGGAAUGCACGCCCUUACGCACGAAGUGGCGCACUUAUUGGGAGCUGCGCACGACGGGGAUGCGCCCAAGACCAACGUUGUGCCCGGUCACCCAGGUGCACUGGCGUGCCCGUUCAGCCAGGGAUACAUCAUGAGUUACCUCAACACUGGACCCAACUACCACCGUUUCUCUCCGUGCAGCGUUGUGCAGAUGCGAUAUGUUAUGAGGCUCCGAGGGCCACUCUGCUGGCGGGUGAAAUCCCAGGGGCACAAGGUGGAUGGCUACUAUCCGGGUAUGCUGGUUACGCCGCAGAAUAUUUGCAAAUACAAAUUCCCCCGGGAGCCAAGCGUGAAAGCGGACAUGUCGCCUGCUGUUCUUAGACGAUGCAAAGUGCGCUGUGUGUACCCGAAGCUUCGACACUUGUACGGCCAAGUCUAUAACUUCCCAGUGCAAGUGGAAUUCGAAGCGCCCGACCACGCACGCUGUGGGAACAGAACGGUCUGCAUCCGAGGAAUAUGUGGUCAGAAAUGAGGCAAACGACGCGUAUUUAAAAUAUGUGCGUUUACCCAACUUACUGGAAGUCACAGCAACGGAUACAAAUGAUCCUACGAGCACAUUAUGAACAACGUUAUGUUAUUUGCAAUAAAUAAACUACGAUUAAUUAUUCGA